AGACAACGUUGCUGCUUUAUUUUCUUCUAUUUCUCUACACGUUUAUCAAAUAACAGUUUUGCAAAGGAUUUCUAUUCAUAACAAGCAGUAACUUCAACUAUGUAACGUAGAUAAACAGAUGGCGCACUUCAACGAGCAAAUUAAAUGAAGACAGCUCUGUCAUUAAUUUUACAAUUCUGCAGGCGGAAUAAAGCAUUUAAUAACAGUGUAUAAAUUUAAAACACAUUGGAUUAGAUAUCAGGGCCAAAUAUCAGGGGUUAAUGAUCUAGGCCAGUAUGACGUUUGGAAUAUUUCUACUUGUUGCUGCACUUAUGGCUGGAGUAGAGAGCGUACCUACAAUCAGCUCAAUCAACAAUCUGUCAUCAAUGCUAAUGAAAGGCUACAAUAAGAACACUCUACCAAUCGCAGACUUUGACGGGAAAUUUGAGCUAAAUGUUGAAGUAUUUCUAGUCGCUCUAGGUGACAUUGACGAAAUCGAGGAGAGACUAUCUACUGUGCUGAUGUUUAUCUAUACCUGGAAUGACGUAAGUAUGAGGUGGAACUCAAGUGAUCAUAGUGACAUACAGAACUUAACAAUGACCUGGUCUAAAGUCUGGAAACCUAUCUUACUCGUGAUUAAUCCGCAUCAGGAGGCUACACAGAGUCAUUCCGAAAGAACCUCGAUGACUGUCGGAUAUACGUCAGACGGGCAAGCGAGACUUCUUGAACUGGUAACCUUUCAUACCACAUGCGAUCUGGACACAACCGCCUUUCCUUUUGAUAUUCAAAUUUGCAGUAUUCAAUUAUACAUUUCUGAAAACGAUGCAUAUGAAAUGCGCGUAAACCCGUCCUGGUCAAAGUCUGGAAAUUUUGAGAAAGAAAAUGGUGCCUGGAAACUAAUUGGGAGAAACAUUGUUGGAGGUGACAAGUCUGGUUUUGUCAUAUCUUUUCAGCUGGAGCGGAAACCUUUAUUCAUGUUGGUAAACAUUCUGUUACCGAUUAUCGUUCUUGCAUUGCUGACUCCACUCGUAUUCCUGAUGCCUAAAAGUUCUGGAGAGCGUGUUGGAUAUGCUAUCACCACUUUACUUGCUAUAUCAGUGUAUAUGACAAUUAUAAGUGACCAUCUGCCCCAGAACUCUGAUCCAAUGCCUCUUGUUUCUAUCAUGAUCUUUGUAUGGUAUAUCAUGAACUCUAGUAGUGUAUUUAUAGUGAUUUUGAACACGAAGAUUAACCAUAUUAAAGACAAACGACCACUUCCAUUUCUGUUAAGGAAGUUUGUGUACUUAACCCGCAGAAUUCGGCGUGUGAAGCGGUUACAUGUAUCAGUCACAGCAGAGGGGGCCAGAUGUCUUGCUGACAAUAACGAUGACGAUGUCGAAAAGGUGAAGGUAAAUGGAAAUGACGAACUUCCUGCAGAAAAAGCGGAAGAACAUCAUCACGCUGUUGUGACGUGGCAGGAGCUGAGCGUUGCCAUUGACAAAUGGUGUUUUGUUCUUAGCUAUCUUGUUAAGAUAUUAAUUCCUGUUAUAUUCUUUUCCCUCAUGAAAUCAAAGAGACCAUCGCCUGAUAAGUGGUCAUAAUUCACAUUGAAUGAACAAUCGUCUGUGAAAACUAAAAGAAUAUAAAAUCGUGUAGUCUAUGCGACGUCACCUUAUAUUCAACAAGACCAAAAUUCACCUUUUGUCAUGUUUUCAUGCAUGUUUUGUACUUUAUCUAUCAAUUUAUUUUUGUGAAUGAAAUAUUGUUUUUACAGUAGCCUGCGCCUAUAAUGUCAGAAUAACUCUACACAAUAUCAUUUGUCUAUGUUAUGUUGUCCGACUUUGAAACAGAAAAUACGUUUACAUAUUUCAUUAACUUUUAAUUAAUAUUUACAGAUAUAAAUUUCAACAUGACAAAUUCUGCAUUUCAAUUAUCCCUAAAAAGAAACUUCCACGCUCUUUGCAGAUUUACUAACAAUAAUAUGUUUUCAAAUUUAUUAAUGG
Molecule: messenger RNA, 1961 nt
Organism: Ruditapes philippinarum (Manila clam)
Lineage: Eukaryota; Metazoa; Mollusca; Bivalvia; Venerida; Veneridae
Product: acetylcholine receptor subunit beta-like
Exons: 4
Coding region: 276-1559 (427 amino acids)
Biological process (GO): chemical synaptic transmission; nervous system process; regulation of membrane potential
Cellular component (GO): neuron projection; synapse; membrane
Molecular function (GO): transmembrane signaling receptor activity; neurotransmitter receptor activity; extracellular ligand-gated monoatomic ion channel activity
Source: RefSeq, a predicted model, not a curated record